Messenger RNA from Penicillium daleae, 1503 nucleotides. RefSeq lists its product as uncharacterized. Gene Ontology annotation, cellular component: membrane. NCBI's taxonomy places the organism in Eukaryota, Fungi, Ascomycota, Eurotiomycetes, Eurotiales, Aspergillaceae. Gene Ontology annotation, molecular function: transmembrane transporter activity. Bases 1 to 1503 code for a protein of 500 amino acids. Gene Ontology annotation, biological process: transmembrane transport. The transcript is spliced from 4 exons. The record is from RefSeq and is a predicted model, not a curated record.
AUGGAACCCCCCAAGGAUGACGUCCAGCACAACGAAGAUAUUGGAGCCCAAUUUACACUGGAGUGUGAUCAUGACCCUCUUACUCCACAGGAUGACAAAUUGUGUCUCCGAAGAAUUGACUGGAUGCUUCUGCCAGUAAUGUUCAUCACAUUUGGGCUCCAAUACAUGGACAAGGCAUGUUUGACUGGUGCUGCCUUAUUUGGAAUUAUCGAGGAUCUUGAUCUGUUUACUAUCACAAAGGUCAACGGCCAACCGACAAUGGAUCUGAGGAGGUAUUCUUAUACCACCCUCAUCUUUUUUUGGGGAUACUUAGUUGGUGUUAUCCCUGGAGUGUAUUUUAGCCAGCGACUUCCUAUUGCAAAGUACGUCGGGGUUAUGAUUUUUCUCUGGGGAGGAGUCACAGUUUGUACUGUCGCCAUCCAAUCAUACACGGGCUUACUUAUUCUUCGAUUUUUCCUGGGGUUUACCGAAGCAGCGGUAGCUCCAGCCUUCUCUCUGAUUACCGCAAUGUGGUACAAACGUGAGGAGCAACCUCUUAGACUCGCAAUCUGGUAUUCUUCUACCGGGAUUGGAACCCUUGUUGGCACAUUGAUUCUUUAUGCUAUUGGACACAUACAUGGUCGCCUAUCACCAUGGCGAUACCAGUUCAUGACACUUGGUUCCAUUACUUCCGUAUGGGGAUUGGUUGUUAUGAUUCUGCUACCAGACAGCCCCCUCAAGGCUCGAUUUUUAAGUCCGAAGCUCAGAAGAAUCGCCGUUCAGAGGAUGAAGCUCGAACUGACAGGUAUCGAAAACAAAUCGAUCAAGCCUUACCAAAUAAAGGAAGGCUUCCUGGACCUGAAAAACUGGCUGGCCGUACUUAUUAUCUUUUCAAUCAACAUGACAAACGGAGCUCUAGGAGGUUUCGGCUCUGUGAUCACGACGAGCUUUGGCUAUACAGAGCUUAAAUCUAUAUUACUGCUAGGAGUGGUAGGAGUUUUUGUUUUUCUCACCCUACUUAGUACCGGUCUAGUAUCAGCUUUCGUUCGUGAUAUGCGCGGUAUAUGUUCUGCGUUCUGCUGCUUGCCAGUUAUUACCGGGUCGGUGAUGAUCUGGAAGUCGACUUGGGUUAACAAGGCAGUUCCCCUCUGGGGUUUAUUCUUAUUGGGAUUUUUCCCGGCUGUUCACGUCAUGGUGUUAUCAAUCAUCAGCGUCAACACCGCAGGUCAUACGAAAAAAGCGACAACCGCCGGAUUGAUGUGGGUGGCCUAUUGUGCGUCAAAUGGUAUAGCGCCAUUGACGGUUCUCACCGUUCAAACAGAAGAACAUUACCCGACUGCAUUCAAGAUUAUUAUCAGUUUGACUUGCUUAGCUAUAGCCCUGAUUAUAAUUUUGUGCUUCUACCUCCGCCAUGAGAACCAGAGGCGCGAUGCUCUUGCACCGGUGAAUGAAGCAGUAACUUCAGCAACAGCAUUUCAUGAUCUAACAGACAAAGAGAAUCCAAAUUUUCGCUAUCGACUUUGA